This is a messenger RNA of Parathielavia appendiculata, 1330 nucleotides long. RefSeq lists its product as uncharacterized. The coding region runs from base 162 to 1154 and encodes 330 amino acids. Gene Ontology annotation, molecular function: double-stranded DNA binding. Gene Ontology annotation, biological process: DNA replication; DNA damage response. Gene Ontology annotation, cellular component: nucleus. Lineage: Eukaryota; Fungi; Ascomycota; Sordariomycetes; Sordariales; Chaetomiaceae. The transcript has a single exon. The record is from RefSeq and is a predicted model, not a curated record.
CUUCCCUACACCCAACGCAAAGACGAGUAUUUCAUUCUAAACCUCCGAAACAACGAUCUUAACCUCUGUCGCGUCGCAGUCCGGAUUCUCAUAACGGGCUCAGCCCCCAAUCCCACCCAUUUUCCGCUCGACCUCGCGUAGCGAGUCCACCCGCCGCCACCAUGGGCAAGGCCGAACCCGGUUCGACCAAGUACCUCUCCAACAAGAUGAAGCAAAAGGGCCUGACGCGCCUGCGCUGGUACUGCCAGAUUUGCGAGAAGGCAUGCCGCGACGAGAACGCCUUCAAGAUGCACUGCCAGUCCGAAAGCCACAUGCGGCGUGCGCUCGAGGCCGGCCAGAACUUCAAGAGCGUCCAGGAGGAGUACAGCAAGCAGUUCCUGCACGAAUUCAUCUCGCUCCUCAAGACGGCGCACGGCGAGAAGAGCAUACACGCCAACAAGUUCUACCAGGAGGUCAUCGCGCGCCGGGACCACGUCCACCUCAACGCCACACGGUGGCAUUCGCUGACCGACUUUGUCAAGCACAUUGCGCGGGAGGGGAUCGUGAGGGCCGAGGAGAAGGAGGACGGCAUCUUCAUCGCGUGGAUCGACGACUCGCCCGAGGCCAUGAAGCGGCGGGAGGCAGUGAGGAGGAAGGAGAUGCAGGAUAAGGGGGACGAGGAGAGGGAGCUGAUGAUUCUGAAGGAGCAGAUUAAGCGGGCUCAGAGGGAUGCCGAGGCGAGGGGGGUCGCGUUGAGUGGAGAAGCGGAAGAAGAGGCAAAGGUCUUGAAACGGGAAGAGGGUGAGAAAAUCAAGCUCAGUUUUGGGGCAAAAUCAGUAGCGAACAGUACCACGCCAAAAUCGGGGACAGGUGCGAGGGGGGAAGGCGAGGUUUCGGAAGCGGUGGACUGUAUAAGCAAUGGGGAGGCCAAGAAGGAGGAGGACACCAAAUUGGCUGAGACGAUGGCAGCAGCGAAGCCCGUGUCACUGAAGUUCGGAGCCAAACCGCAACCAAAGAACGUGUUCAAGAACGCCUUUGCUGGCGCUCCGAAGAAGAUCAUGGCUGCUCAACCCAAGAAGAUGAGCGAAGCCGAACGGAUCAUGAAGGAGGAAUUGGAGCGGAAAAGAGCGCGCGAGGCGGGCGGCGGGCCUCCCAACAAGAAGCCGCGAUUCUAGCAUGUGUGUCUGGCCCAGGGGACGUGGAACAUCUUGUAUAGCAUAUUUGGCGUUCGGACAUGUGUCAUUUCGGGAGCAUGAUACCAGGAGUUUGGGAACACGAUGCAAUGAUAACAUUGAUAGACCAUGGCAGAUAGGGCAGAAAAGGAAAAUUCACUCCUUGGUAGCCAACGCCU